ACCUAGGCUUGACCCGUUCUUCAAACACACAGCUAUACGUAAAACACACGAGUUUCUUGGCCAACCACAUGUGAGAGUAACCUGUAUCGUCGUCUUCAACUAAAUUAUCAAUAUAGCACGCGAUAUAUUUGUGUCCUUGGGAUAACUUUGUUGCAAAUCCUAUCCCAUGAGGCUUGUCCUUGUCCAUGAGGCAAUCACAAAUUGACGUAAACCGAUAUGAUAAUGCCUACUAGAUCCAGGAAAUCUACCAUAUAAAAAAGUCACAAAAUCUUAAGAGCAUUGCGCUGCUAUUUUGUUUGCACUUUCACAUUGGCAGUCAGUGCUAAAAACUUCCAACUGUGGACCAUAUGUUAUUGAAUCUAAUAUUGAUUAGUUACUGUGAUCAAGUGCAGUGAGUGUGUGGCUUGCUAAGUUGAUUUUUUUAGCAUUCAUCAAUCAUGGAGAACAUAAGAGCGCUCUGAUCUCGAACAGGUUUUGCUAUACAAGAGACUUCCAGCAACAUGUCUUUCGAUGAAACAUCGGCCGAUCGCAAUGUGGAGAUUUGGAAGAUCAAAAAGCUCAUUAAGAGCUUGGAAAUGGCCAGAGGUAAUGGAACGAGUAUGAUUUCUUUAAUCAUACCUCCUAAGGAUCAAAUCAGUCGCGUAAGCAAGAUGCUGGCCGAUGAGUUUGGAACCGCAUCAAAUAUUAAAUCCCGUGUAAACCGUCUAUCCGUUCUCGGCGCAAUUACGUCUGUUCAACACAGAUUAAAACUAUACACCAAAGUGCCUCCAAAUGGAUUAGUCAUUUACUGUGGUACAAUCGUGACUGAAGAGGGGAGAAAAAAGGUUAACAUCGAUUUUGAACCGUUCAAACCAAUCAAUACCUCCCUUUAUUUAUGUGAUAACAAAUUUCACACUGAAGCACUAACUGCACUUCUGGCCGAUGACAAUAAAUUCGGCUUUAUUGUUAUGGAUGGUAAUGGAGCUCUGUUUGGCACGCUGCAGGGAAACACUCGUGAGGUGCUUCAUAAAUUUACAGUCGACCUACCGAAAAAGCAUGGGCGUGGUGGACAGUCGGCGUUGCGUUUUGCAAGAUUGCGAAUGGAAAAACGUCACAAUUACGUACGAAAAGUUGCUGAGGUUGCAACACAAUUGUUCAUUACCAAUGAUAAACCCAACAUUGCCGGACUGAUUUUGGCCGGUAGUGCAGACUUUAAAACUGAACUUAGCCAGUCUGAUAUGUUCGAUCCAAGAUUGCAAUCAAAAGUUAUAAAACUUGUUGAUGUGUCUUAUGGAGGAGAGAAUGGUUUUAAUCAAGCUAUUGAGCUAGCAGCUGAGUCUUUACAAAAUGUUAAAUUUAUUCAAGAAAAAAAACUUAUUGGUAGAUAUUUUGAUGAAAUAUCUCAGGAUACUGGCAAAUACUGCUUUGGUGUGGAAGAUACUCUCAAGGCCCUGGAGUUAGGAUCUGUAGAGACACUUAUAUGCUGGGAAAAUUUAGAUAUUCAGCGUUACGUUUUAAAGAAUCAUGCUAGCGCAACGUCUACGACAGUAUUACACUUAACACCCGAGCAAGAAAAGGACAAAUCUCAUUUCACUGAUAAAGAGAGUGGCGUUGAGAUGGAAUUAGUCGAAUCGCAGCCUCUGCUUGAAUGGUUAGCGAACAACUAUAAGUGUUUUGGGGCUACGUUGGAAAUUAUUACGGAUAAAUCACAAGAAGGUAGUCAAUUUGUACGUGGUUUCGGAGGAAUAGGAGGAAUACUUCGUUAUAAGGUAGACUUUCAAAGCAUGCAGCUGGAUGAAUUGGAUAAUGAUUGUUUCGACCUGGAAGACUAUUAAACAACAACAAGCUGUUUUAAAAGUGCAUGAUUGACUAUACAUGCUAAUGGAAUAAUAGUGAUGUACACGUCUUAAUAUCCAUCUUAAAAAUAUAUGAAGCAAAGGAUAAACUUGUAAGAUCCCGUUCGAAAUUGGAGAGAUAUAAAAACUUCCAUAAAUACACCAUUCUCCCAGAAAGCGAGAAAAUGAAAAAAAUAUCAGUUAAACGA
Anopheles merus is the source of this 2023-nucleotide messenger RNA. RefSeq names its product eukaryotic peptide chain release factor subunit 1-like. Gene Ontology annotation, biological process: cytoplasmic translational termination. NCBI's taxonomy places the organism in Eukaryota, Metazoa, Arthropoda, Insecta, Diptera, Culicidae. Gene Ontology annotation, cellular component: cytosol; translation release factor complex. Gene Ontology annotation, molecular function: sequence-specific mRNA binding; translation release factor activity, codon specific. The record is from RefSeq and is a predicted model, not a curated record.